CACACACAGCCACAGACUUUACAGUGUCUCAGCUACAGAGGAUCUAUCUGCCUUUAUAUAGAUAUUUUUUUGUUUUUCUACAGAUCGAGUCAAAGAAAAAAGAAGAAGAUGGAAGUGAACACAGCUCCUUACGACUACUACGACUACGAGGAGACAGAGAACUCCACCAUGUGCGACUACUCGGAGUGGGAGCCGUCGUACGCCGUCAUCCCGGUGCUCUACAUGCUCAUAUUCAUCCUGGGCCUCUCAGGAAACGGAAUCGUCAUCUUCACCGUGUGGAGGGCGCAGGGCAAGCGGCGAGCGGCUGACGUCUACAUCGGCAACCUGGCCCUGGCCGACCUCACCUUCGUGGUCACCCUGCCGCUCUGGGCCGUUUACACCGCCAUGGGCUACCACUGGCCCUUCGGAGUGGCCCUGUGCAAGAUCAGCAGCUACGUGGUGCUUCUCAACAUGUACGCCAGCGUCUUCUGCCUCACCUGCAUGAGCUUCGACCGCUACCUGGCCAUCGUCCACUCCCUGUCCAGCUCCCAGCUGCGCACCCGCGGACACAUCCGGGCCUCGCUGGCGGCCAUCUGGGCGCUGUCCGGUCUGCUGGCCGCCCCGACUCUUCUCUUCCGCACGACCAAGUACGACCAGCAAACCAACCGCACGUCCUGCGCCAUGGACUUCAGCCUGGUCGUGACCGGCAAGGAGGAGGAGAACCUGUGGAUCGCCGGCCUCAGCAUGUCCUCCUCGGCCCUCGGCUUCCUCCUGCCGUUCCUGGCGAUGAUGGUGUGCUACUGCUUCAUCGGCUGCACCGUCACCCGUCACUUCAACACCCUGCGCAAGGAGGACCAGCGCAAGAGGCGGCUGCUGAAGAUCAUCACCACCCUGGUGGUGGUGUUCGCUGUUUGCUGGCUGCCCUUCCACCUCGUGAAGACCGCCGAUGCCCUGUCGUACGUCGACCUGGUGCCCGCCACCUGCGAGUUCCUGCGCUUCCUGCUGCUGGCUCACCCCUACGCUACGUGUCUCGCCUACGUCAACAGCUGCCUCAACCCCUUCCUCUACGCCUUCUUCGACCUCCGCUUCAGGUCCCAGUGCCUGUGCCUCCUCAACCUGAAGAAGUUCCUGCACGCCAGUCCGAACAGCUCCCUUUCCUCGCAGAAGACAGAAGCUCAGUCUCUGGCCACGAAGGUGUGACCGCAGCAGGGGGGGGGAAAGACGUGAACAAUGCAGAAAAGGGCAGGUUGAAAGACAAAACUUUGCAGCAUCAUCUGCAACCAGUUUCAGGGUUUCACCUUUGCCCGGCUGUCCCACUCCCUCCCACCCACCCCUCGGCCUCUGACUGUGUGGACUGAAGAGGACUGAAUGUUGUUGAUGUAAACGGAGGGGGGGGUUGAAUCACACCGAAACUCAAGACUCUCUUUAAGUGGCAGGCCUGUGAAACUGAACAUCGGGGGGAAAAUGCGUGAAACUCUGUUGGUCAAGAAAAAAAAACUGGACUAGAUGCCCCCAGAGAUCCCUUUUGGUUCCUGUGAGGACUUUUUGAACCGGGCAAGCUGUGCCUUCAGCCGCUGAUGUUCUUGUUGUCAUUAGCGAGUACUUGUGGAGGGACCAGAUCAGCCGGCGGUGUCUCACCCACGUCUCCAAGUGUGCAUGUAGGCAGGGUGUGCUAAUCAGCGAGGAAGGUGUCGGAGUGAGAUAAGAUGUUGUAAAUUGUAAAUUUGUGCGUGUGCGUGAGAGAGAGAGAGAGAGAGAGAGAGAGAGAGAGAGGAGGGGGGAGUUUGGGGGGGGCCUGCCUGCCGACAGACAGACAGAUGGCAGACAAAUGGUUUCAGGUUGGUAAAAGGUCCAAUUAAAAGGUGACUGCUUUGCCAGCUAUGUGAGCAUGAAGGUAUGAGCCGUCUGCUUCUGUCUGCAGACGAUAAAUGUCAAUGAAUUUCCUGCUGACAGCAACGUGAAAGAAUUUUGUAAAUACGUUAUUAUUUUUUAUUUGUAUUAAAGAGAAAAAAAAAAAAAGGGUGCUCCGAAGAA
Messenger RNA from Fundulus heteroclitus (mummichog), 2013 nucleotides. It is a transcript of the gene aplnrb, whose product is annotated as apelin receptor b. The transcript has a single exon. Gene Ontology annotation, cellular component: membrane. The record is from RefSeq and is a predicted model, not a curated record. Lineage: Eukaryota; Metazoa; Chordata; Actinopteri; Cyprinodontiformes; Fundulidae. Gene Ontology annotation, molecular function: G protein-coupled receptor activity. The coding region runs from base 109 to 1179 and encodes 356 amino acids. Gene Ontology annotation, biological process: immune response; G protein-coupled receptor signaling pathway.